Molecule: messenger RNA, 945 nt
Organism: Alternaria burnsii
Lineage: Eukaryota; Fungi; Ascomycota; Dothideomycetes; Pleosporales; Pleosporaceae
Product: prp38-domain-containing protein
Exons: 1
Coding region: 1-945 (314 amino acids)
Cellular component (GO): precatalytic spliceosome
Source: RefSeq, a predicted model, not a curated record
AUGUCAAAACCCCAGUUCGACCGCGCAGACGCCAGCGCGCUUCUCGACGACAGAGGCUAUCGCGGAGCGCUCAUCAGAGGGCAGAACCCCGCGCUACUCUUCGAAAAGGGUGUGCGUGAGCGCAUCACCGAGUCGUACUACUGGAAGGAGCAAUGUUUCGGUCUGAACGCUGCGACGUUAUGCGAUCGCGCCGCAGACCUCAAGUUCAUCGGCGGCACAACAGGCAUUACCGGCAAGCCUACGCCAUUCUUGUGUCUGGCCUUCAAGAUGCUGCAACUAGUGCCGGACAAGGAGAUUAUACUAGAAUACCUGAACUUUCGCGACGAUGAGGACGACGAGGGCCAAGACGCCGAGGUCAAGAAGGAGCAGAACGGCCACACAUCAGAAGACGAAGACGCAACCAAGAAAGCGCUGGACCUGAACGCAGCAGGCAAACUCGGCGACUUCAAGUACCUGCGCUGCCUCGCCGCCUUCUACAUUCGCCUCGCUUGGGAGCCCGUCGAAAUCUACCAGACCCUCGAACCCCUUCUCACCGAUUACCGCAAGAUAAAGCGACGUCUCAAAGACGCCUUUACACUCACACAUGUUGAUCAGUUUAUCGACGAUCUCCUUACAAAAGACCGGAUAUGCGCGACGAGUCUGUGGAAGUUGCCGUCACGGGCGAACCUGGAGGAUUUGGACAUGCUGGAGCCAAGGGAGAGUCCGUUGGGCGAUGAGAUUGAUGAGCUGGAUGAGGACUUAGACAGAAGAAGUGAUGGAAGCGCAAGGAGUUAUAGGAGCAGGAGUUAUCAAAGCAGGAGCAGGAGCAGAAGUUACGAUAGUCGAAGUCGCAGCAGAAGUCGCAGUUAUGAUAGCCGGGAUCGGGGAAGGAGUCGCAGUCCGGGACAACUGAGUCGGUCAAGAAGCAGGACUCGCAGCAGGAGUAGAAGUAGCAGGCGGGACUAG